Messenger RNA from Pungitius pungitius (ninespine stickleback), 1328 nucleotides. It is a transcript of the gene ptpmt1, whose product is annotated as protein tyrosine phosphatase mitochondrial 1. The record is from RefSeq and is a predicted model, not a curated record. The transcript is spliced from 4 exons. Gene Ontology annotation, biological process: protein dephosphorylation. NCBI's taxonomy places the organism in Eukaryota, Metazoa, Chordata, Actinopteri, Perciformes, Gasterosteidae. Bases 117 to 665 code for a protein of 182 amino acids. Gene Ontology annotation, molecular function: phosphatidylglycerophosphatase activity; protein tyrosine/serine/threonine phosphatase activity; phosphatidylinositol-4,5-bisphosphate 5-phosphatase activity.
ACGCCUUUCAGCUCGGACUCAACGCACGAACGCGCUCGCUGCUGUGCGUCCCCCCCCCCCGACAGCGAACCGUCUUUGACCCGGUAAGAAGCGCCCCCCCCCCCGGGACUCCAGCCAUGUCCGGCGCGCUCGCGCGGCUGCUCUUCUACCCGACGUUGGCCUACACCGUCGCCAUGGAGAAGAUGACGUCGAGGCGCUGGUUCGACCGGGUGGACGACACCGUGGUGCUGGGCGCGCUCCCGUUCCGGUCCAUCACCAAACAGUUGGUAGAAGCAGAAAACGUCCGAGGGGUCAUCACCAUGAACGAGGAGUACGAGACCAAAUACUUCUGCAACUCAGCCGAGGAGUGGCGGGCGGCGGGGGUGGAGCAGCUGAGGCUGAGCACCACGGACUUCACCGGCGUCCCCAGCCUGGAGAACCUGUGCCGAGGGGUGGAGUUCGCCCUGCGCCACCGAGAGCAAGGCAGCAGCGUGUACGUGCACUGCAAGGCGGGGCGCUCCCGCAGCGCCACCAUGGCCGCCGCCUACCUCAUCCGGCUGCACAGCUGCACGCCGGAGGAAGCCUGCGAGAAGCUGGCGUCCGUUCGGCCCCACGUGCUGGUGCGCUCGGCCCAGCUGGAGAUGCUGAGGAGGUACUACGAGGAGGUGUGCCAACAGCCCAGCUGAGGGACCUGGGGGGGGGGGGGAGAGACUCGUGCAGAGCCUCGAUUCAGAAGGUUUUACUCCAACGAAGAAAAGGCCAAAAUACGUGUAUCCCCUGAGAUUUUUAUACGUGUUCUCGCAAGUUUUUACCGCAAAAAGUUUUAGUCGGUAAUUUUCUAAAAGCAAUAUUCUCACUUUAUUUUUGUAAGCAAAGCGGCUUUCCUUUAACUCCACAUCCAGCCGGUGGCUUAAAGGUGUAGAAAUGAGCUUUUGUAAUAUCGGAUGAUUUUUUUGGGUUCCUGUAACAAAUGUUUCAGCCAAAAAAUACUGUGACUCCAGAAGCCAGAAGGCCACGGUGCUUAUUGGGUUUUUGUUUGACUGUAAUAAAAAAAAGAAGCUAUUUAAAUCAAGGCGUGUCAACAGGAUUUUAUAUUUUCAUUCAUUUACAAUCUGUAUAUGUAUUGAGUUCUAGUAAUUUGUCAAUAAAAAAGACACACCUCUUCAGACUAAACACUAACACACUGUAGACCUUAAACUGGACUCAUAAUGGUUCUGAUCCAGAACCUGUUCAUCGUACAUCGGCUUAUUUGAUGAAAUUGUACUUUCUUGUUCUUCUGAGUUUGUUUCCUUAUGGUUGAAAUGCUCUUAUUGUAAGUUUCUUUGGAUAAAAGACAUGUGAUGAAUGUG